GUUUAGUGUUUACAUAACUUAAUUUGGUUAUAUUUUUGUUUUGAUGUUAAACUUAUUUAAAACUUUUUAUUUUAUUUUAUUAAUCUAAGUGUAGUAAUGUUUAUAUGAAUUUUAAAAUUAACGAAGAAUCAGGAUUUUUGUCACACUAUGGGUGAUAAUAAAAAAAGGAAGAGCAGCAGUUUUCGCAAAAUAUUUCCAUUUUUCACAAAAAAAUGUAAACCAAAACAUGACGAUAUUCCUCAUAUUUCCAAGAGACCGAGUCACAAUCAAGUCUGCAAUCAAUAUUACAAUCCACAGUCUGUGAUAAAAGACAAUAAAGAAAAUGUUUCGGAGCAAACUGAAACUAUAUAUGAAAAUCUCUCGGUACCAUGUACUGUAGCGCAAAGCUAUAAAGAUAAACAAAGUACGAAAGAUUCUAAAAUAUGUAUUCACAAUAAUGAUAAUUGGAAUCAACAUCAAGGUACUAAUUACCCACAAGAACUGUCAUUACAAAAUAGUCAUGAUACAAAUUCAAGUAUUGAUUUAAGGCAAUAUCCUGAUACGUACUAUCACUCUCUAGAUAAGUUACCAAGUAACACACUUCAUGUAGAUGAAAAAGAAAUAUACAAAGCAUCGCAAUUUCAAACAAAUCCAGAAUCAGUUGGGGCUGAAAUAAAACGUGUAAGCACCAAGUUCCUGAUUUCGCCGAAAAAAGAAGCCGAGGUUCGUACUAUUAAACCUACAAGGGCACGAAGUUUGUCCCUUAGUAAAAACCGACUUGCCCAGCAACCAAACCUAUCAAAAACAUACUACGAAAAUCGUGAUGUUGGUAAACCCUACCACUAUUCUGCGCCAACAUCUCCUAUCGCGGUUGGUCAUCGAAUACCAAGUAUGCCACUAACUCACUCGCCAUAUGAAAGUUUAAAAAAAAAUAUGCUGGAAGCAGAAGAGGGCCGAAAGUCGUUAAGUCGAAUGAGCAUUCAAUCAAAAUCUUCAGCCCCGCCAAUCGAAGGCAAUAAGGACGUUAAAGAAACCGCUCGCCUUAAAGUGGAAGCGUUCUACUGGCAAAAAAUCAAAGAGUUAAAAGAUCAAGAGGACGAGUAUAUAUUGAAGCAAACACUGAACAAUAUGUCACCAUCUCCGAAUGCUAACACAUAUUCAAACUGCAGCUCUCCGAGUUCGUUUAUGAUGAAUUCCAGAAGUUGUAGCUUACCACAAGAUGUAAGGCGGCGAAAUAAUUUUAUUAUGUCAAAUAAUUAUUUACAUCUAAAACCACCAUUCACUAGAGGUAUUUCGGAGCGGCGAACUGACAGUUUUGUAAGAAAAAUAUCAAACAACGCAGAGUUUGAUGACUACUAUCAUCAAAAAAGAACAUCGACACCAAUAAUUCAUGAAAAUAAAUUAUACACAAAUGCCGAAAGGGUACAGAAGUGUGUAAAUAGCACUUCGCAUCAAACAAUAAUGGCUGGCAGAUUUAGUAAUCAAACCAUUACUGCGGGAUGCCCUCGACCGCCCAUUCGUACAUCCAGUGUCAGAAGCUCUUCAUCAUCUCACAGAAAUAAUGGAUUGGUGCAGACUGGUCGAAGCGCGCUUUAUUUUGGAUCGGAGAGCGGUUCAGACGCUGGUGAAAUAAAAUUGUUGCCGAUGGAUAUCAAUAAAGAUCAUUUCAAGAAGUCGCCAAAGAACAUGCCUGUAUUUUAUGGAUGAAUGAAUAGACAUUAUCAAAAACCGUCUUCGACGAAAUUAAAUUUUUAAGAGAUCAAUACAAUAAAACAAGCAAAGACAAGCAUGCGACGACAUCGUGGAUUCGACUAUUCUGUGCGCGACUAAAUCUAUAUAUUUAACUAGGAUUGUUUUGAUAAUUUAAUGAUUAUUUAGAAGUUAUUUUACUCCAUAAUGUUUUUUAAAGCCACGUUUUCUACAGAAUGCUCACAAAAUCAUUUUAUUUUUCAUACAUAUGUAUCGUAAUAAAUAUCGUAUUAU
Molecule: messenger RNA, 1962 nt
Organism: Pieris brassicae (large cabbage white)
Lineage: Eukaryota; Metazoa; Arthropoda; Insecta; Lepidoptera; Pieridae
Exons: 3
Coding region: 148-1686 (512 amino acids)
Source: RefSeq, a predicted model, not a curated record